AUGAAACGUGGCAGAGAUUUAGAUGACGAAGUGGGGAAGACGGUAGUCGCAACCAUUUGCGACCAGGGAGGACCAAGUAUGGCUGCCUACGCACUGGCGACCAUGGUCGCCUCGACCUGGCCGCGGCGGCCAGUGAAUUCUGGACUUUAUAUGGCCAUCGCUAUAGCCCCUACGCACUUAGCGGCCACCGUUGGCCGCGGCGUC
Molecule: messenger RNA, 204 nt
Organism: Iphiclides podalirius (scarce swallowtail)
Lineage: Eukaryota; Metazoa; Arthropoda; Insecta; Lepidoptera; Papilionidae
Source: the annotation of a GenBank genome assembly